This is a messenger RNA of Macrosiphum euphorbiae (potato aphid), 630 nucleotides long. Lineage: Eukaryota; Metazoa; Arthropoda; Insecta; Hemiptera; Aphididae. The record is from the annotation of a GenBank genome assembly.
AUGUCCAAUAAAAAUGAUAAUAACAUGGACAAUACUCCCAAAACCUACGGCCCAAAGGCUACGGUGGCACAAAUUUUCGCUACAACAGCGCAGAGCAUUCUAUUAAUUGGAUUGGGCAUGGAAAUAGGAAUGCCCACAAUUGUUAUUCAACAUUUAUAUCGAAAUUCGGACAGUGAAUUCUCAUUAACAUUAAAUGAAGUGUCGUGGUAUGGGAGUAUAUUGUUUAUAUUUCAUCCGACCGGAAGUUUUCUAUCGGGAUUCCUGCAAGAGAGAUAUGGAAGGAAACGGUGCAUGAUUCUCGCCAACGUCCCCAGUAUUUUCGGAUGGAUAUUGCUGUACUACACACACUCCACAGGUUCACUUUACACGUGCACCGUGCUGAUGGGCUUGGGCAUAGGAUUCAGCGAAGCCCCGAUAUUGUCGUACGUCGGCGAAAUAACCGAACCGAGACUCAGGGGAUCGAUGGCUUCGUUGGCGUGUACAUCGUCUAUGCUUGGAGUGUUGUUGACUUACAUUUUGGGAUAUUUAUUCGAAUGGAGAACCGUCGCAUUGCUGAGUACACUUUGUCCGAUCACGUGCAUAUGCCUUGUGAUUUUGAUUCCAGAGUCUCCAGUGUGGCUGGUUUCCUAA